AUGAAAUCACAUGGCUCGCUUGAGAGACAUAAGGCUCGUUUAGUUGGUGAUGGUAAGACUCAAAGAGAGGGGAUAGAUUGUGAUGAAACUUUUAGCUCGGUUGUCAAGCCGGCUACCAUCAGACUGGUUCUUAGUAUUGCAUUAUCUAAGUCUUGGUCAAUUCAUCAAUUGGAUGUUAAAAAUGCAUUUUUACAUGGUCAUUUGAAUGAAACCGUUUACAUGUAUCAACCAUUGGAGUUCAAAGAUCCUACUAGACCUGAUCAUGUUUGUCUGCUUCGAAACUCUCUUUAUGGUUUGAAACAGGCUCCUCAGGCUUGGUAUCAACGAUUUACUGACUUUGUGGCAUCUAUCGGAUUUGUUCAUAGCAAAUCGGACAACUCUCUAUUCAUUUAUCACCAUGGUAAUGCUACAACUUACAUUCUAUUGUAUGUUGAUGAUAUUGUUCUUACUUCUUCUUCCGAAUCUCUUCGCCAACAAAUUAUUUCCAGACUCAGUUCUGAAUUUGCUAUGACUGAUUUGGGUGAACUUAGUUAUUUCUUGGGUAUUACUGUCUCCCGUACUAAAACAGGUUUAUUUCUUUCUCAAAAGAAAUAUGCUCAAGAAAUUAUUGAAAAAGCAGGGAUGUCAAAUUGCAAGUCAUCUGCUACUCCUGUAGACUCAAAAGGAAAAAUGAGCUCACAAUCCAGCACUCCGUAUGAUGAUCCCACUUUUUACUGGAAAUUAUGUGGUGCUUUGCAGUACUUAACUUUUACUCGCCCGGAUAUUUCAUAUGAUGUACAACAGGUUUGCUUGUUUAUGCAUGCUCCGUUGGUUGAGCAUAUGUCGGCUUUGAAACGUAUUAUUCGGUACAUUCAAGGUACAUCUGAUCUUGGUCUGCAUUUAUUUAAGUCAUCUGUGUCUUCUCUUCUGUCUUACACGGAUGCCGACUGGGGUGGGUGUCCAGAUACUCGUCGUUCAACGUCCUGUUAUUGUGUUUUUCUUGGUGAUAAUUUGAUUUCUUGGUCCUCUAAGCAGCACCCUACUUUGUCUUAG
Messenger RNA from Chenopodium quinoa (quinoa), 1032 nucleotides. RefSeq lists its product as uncharacterized. Bases 1 to 1032 code for a protein of 343 amino acids. The record is from RefSeq and is a predicted model, not a curated record. The transcript has a single exon. Lineage: Eukaryota; Viridiplantae; Streptophyta; Magnoliopsida; Caryophyllales; Amaranthaceae.